Messenger RNA from Puccinia graminis f. sp. tritici CRL 75-36-700-3, 495 nucleotides. RefSeq lists its product as uncharacterized. The record is from RefSeq and is a predicted model, not a curated record. The transcript is spliced from 5 exons. Lineage: Eukaryota; Fungi; Basidiomycota; Pucciniomycetes; Pucciniales; Pucciniaceae. Bases 1 to 495 code for a protein of 164 amino acids.
AUGGACAGUCCGGCCACUCCUGAGUCCACUGCUCCGGAGGCUGGAGUCGGCUGGCGGAUGGAUGCUCUGUGGAAUCCUCAAUUUCCACGUUGUUCACGUCGACAAUCUAGAAAACAAUCUGUAACCCAAAUUGAGGGCUUCCGCCGCCGUCACCUAUCACAGCGUCGAUCUAACCUCGCCGGAGCCAAAACUGUACUGCAGCACUCACCGGAGCGCAACCGCUUGGAAUUUCGUGGCUGUGCCGACAGCCAUUGGGCAUGGGUCAUUGAGCGGGAAGCUCCGCUAAAUCGGGAAAUGUGCCAUUCUUUCAACUCAAACAACAGGCAACUCAAGACCGGAUCAAGCUACCUCUCGCACUGGGCUUGCGACAGCUGCUUAUCUCUCUAUUUGGAAUUGAAAGCAACCUUAGGUGAGCUUAUCUACCAACACAACAAAGCACUUAAGGUGCGAUCAGACCAUAAGACCUUUCCAGGAAUUUUCCGCUCAAUCAACUAG